UGUUUUGUUUGUAAAGUCCAAAUGUGGCUGGAUUAAGUCCAAGUGUGGCUGGAUUAAGUCCAAGUGUGGCUGGAUUAAGUCAGGCUGGAUCUGUGUUCACUUCAGGAGAAACCUUUAUGCAAGGCUAUGAUGAUACUAAGGUUGAAAACAUCUUCAAGGAAGCACUUAAUCAGAAAAUGGGUUCCACUGCUGAAUUCAUCUUCAGUUUGGGUGAAGAGUUGUUUAAUCAUUGCGGAUAUGGCCCAAGCCCUAUCAGUUUGCCUGUGAGAAAUGGUCGAGUGAUGAUGCAAGAUCUGACAGAAAUGGAUUUGAAAGGGUUUUGGAGUGUUUUUCUGGACCCAAGUUUAUCAAGUAGGAUUGCUAAGGGACUCGAGGAAACUGGAUUUAACUGUUUAAACAAAGACAGCCCAGAGGAGUACACCAAGGUUCGAGUGUUGGUUCUGUCAGAGAACGUAAAAAAAUAUGUUGUUCUUGCCCUGGAUAAAGAUUUGAACUCGCUGGCUCCAGAAGCAGAUUCUAGGCUAUCUGAUGAUAAAGAGAAUGCCAUAAAACAAAUACUAUCGGCAAAGACUUUGAACGAUGUGCUUCCUGCUGGUUCAAGUUUGAAGAUGUCCUUUAAAAAGAUGUCGUUAAAGGUUCAUCCGGACAAGAACUCCCAUCCUGGAGCCAAAGAUGCAUUCAAGAAACUGAAUGAUGCUUUUGAAAGGCUCUCCACUGGCAGCCGAGGUUCUGAGCCAGCGUUAGAGAUCACUUCUACCCCCUCAAGGUUGACUGGAAAACCUCCAAUGGUUAUAUCGGCCACUUAUAAUUUUACGAAGGUGAGCACUGUUACCAUGGUAACAGAGAAGGAGCUGGAUAUUAGGGCAUAUCUCAAUUCAUUUGACACGGAAGAGGAUGAACUGUCUGAGAGGAUUAAGAAUGUUCUCAACAACUACUGGGAGAAUAUGGAUUCAAAGGGUUGGAUAGCAGAUCCAGAUGGGAGAACAGUUUUGAAAGUCGAGCUGGUCAAACAGAUACAGGACAGAAUCUACUAUGCAAAGGAGGUCAUCUUUCAGGGGAAACCAGAAAUACUAGAGGUAGUUUUCUACAAGAUGAGGAUAAAACUGUAUGGGGAUGACUGGAGUGAACGUCAAGAGAUUGAUAUCAAUUUUGGGGAUUCCUCUUCAUCCUUUACAGGACAUGAGUUGGCUGAGAGAUUCCAGUUCGUUAAGAAUUGGUGGGAAAACUUUAAUUAUUAAUUGAUUUGAAGUCCGUGAUAUGAAUAUAUUUAAUUGAUCAUAAUGAUUGAUCAUAAUGAUUGGUCAUAAUGACCAAUCAGCCUACAUUCUGAAAAUUCAUUAAUGUUCAUUCUGAAAAUUCUAUGAUUGAUUUAAGGAAAAAGUAAAUAUAUGUAAGCAGAAGAAAUUGAAAGAGAAAAAUGCAAAAAUCUUGAAAAAAAACCUCAAAUAUUUUUGCUUCUUCUUGAAUGCUGAUUGUCCCUUGCAUUCGGAAAUAAUAUAAAGAAUUGUGAAACCUGUCUUACAAAGGUUUUUUCUGAAGUUUUGAAAAUUUAUUUGUUUAUAUGUUUGG
Eurytemora carolleeae is the source of this 1569-nucleotide messenger RNA. RefSeq lists its product as uncharacterized. The transcript is spliced from 14 exons. Lineage: Eukaryota; Metazoa; Arthropoda; Copepoda; Calanoida; Temoridae. Gene Ontology annotation, cellular component: endoplasmic reticulum membrane. Gene Ontology annotation, biological process: cellular response to misfolded protein. The coding region runs from base 117 to 1238 and encodes 373 amino acids. Gene Ontology annotation, molecular function: Hsp70 protein binding. The record is from RefSeq and is a predicted model, not a curated record.